UUCAGUACCCGAAGAGAAAGAGAACGCUCUGAGUCAGCAACUGAUGCGUCCUGUGGGCCUGCUGUCGGCGGGAUCCACGCCGAGAUCCACGCCGAGAUCGACGCCGAUCCGCAGCUUGUCGCCGUCCGUUGCUCGAGGCCGGGAGUUCCGCACCGCGUUGCCGGGUCCACAGGUGAAACGUUUGAAGGUCACGGCGCCGAAGUUUUACGCGGUUCCGCACAACCGUGUGGCCGAAGAAGGUGAAACGGUAAGAUUUCAGUGCGCGAUAGCGGGACAUCCGACGCCCUGGGUUACUUGGGAUAAAAAUGGCUCGGUAGUUACGCCGAGCGCGAGAAUAUCCGUGAAAGAAAGAGACGACGCCAGAGUACUGGAGAUAUCGGAGGUCACUUCCGAAGACGCCGGACUCUACAGAGUCACCUUGGAGAACGACGUAGGUCGGGUGGAGGCCACAGCCAGAUUGGAGGUGAUAGGACGACGCGGAUCCGUCGCCAGGGGCAUAAGGGCGCGAAGCGCGUCCCCCAGGACGUAUCCAACGUUCGGAAGAAGUCUUCUAGGUUCUGCAGCCAGAAUCAACGGCCGGUUACAGCUGCAAUGCGACGUCAGAGGGACUCCCUCCCCCACACCCUCUUGGUACAGAAACUCGAAACCCUUGGAACGAUCGGAUCGCGUCAAAAGAUUUUUCGACGGACGAACGGCCAGAGUUGAAAUAUCGAAGGUCAGGGCGACGGACGCGGGUGAAUACACCUGUCAAGCGACCAACGUCAUCGGUACAACGAGAAACACCUGCCAAGUUCUGGUCCUCGGGGCCGACGAUCCUUUGACUUUGGACAAAGAAGCGCCAAAAUUUUUGGACGAACUACCGGCCGACUCGAUCGUCAUGGAGGGACAUUCGUACGAACUGCAAGUGAGGCUCGCCGGUACACCACCGUUUACGAUCAGCUGGUUGAAGGACGGUAGGGAAGUACCGGACAGCGAUUACUACAGAUACGUCGUCUACGGAGAUGGUGGUGUCGCUCUCAGACUGGCCGACGUUUACCCUCAGGACGCCGGAGAAUAUACGUGCAUAGUUCGCAACGAUUUUGGGGAAGUUAGAACGAAGGGACUGUUCGCUGUUCAGGAUUACAAGGGUGCUCCGAAAAUGGCGCUGCAAUUCACCAAGACUCCGGUUUCCGUCGUCACCUCGAAAGGAGCGACGGCGCAAUUUUGCGCACGGGUCCAGUCCGGAAGACCGGCCGAAUUCAAGUGGACCGUGAACGGAAGGGACGCGAAGGUCCUUUCGAAGUGUAAGGUCGAAAAGGACGGAUCUACCAGCGUCCUGAAGAUCACCGGGGUCUCUUUUCGCGAAGUGGGAAAAAUUCGAUGCACCGCGGGAGUCGCCGGCGGUCGAGGACCGACCGUGAGCGCUACGGCGGAUCUUCAGAUUCACGGCGAUUCCCCGAUUCUCGGGUCACCCUCGUUGUCUCGCAAGGACCCGCUGAGAAGUAGCGGCAAAAGGACCACCGUCGUUCGGGAACUUCGAACGACCAGAGAGGAAAAAUCGGCGAGUCCCGCGGUCAUCUGGCCGACCCUCAGGAGUCCGAUUCCGAGGCGACGAGUCAACCCCCUCGCUGAUUCCACGUCGACUCCGAUUUCCGGGCAAAAAAAAUCGUCGGCAAGACCGCAGCCGUUGAAUCUUCCGCAGAAAGUAAUGGGUAGAAUUCCUCCGAGUCUGAGGCGCACGAAGUCCUUGGAAAAGUCUUCGACGGGUGUCGGUCCGAGAACGACCAGGAUCAGGUCGUCGUUGAGGGAGGUGAAAAAAGUGAAAGAAAAAAUUGCGCCGCCGCUGUCUCCGCUGACUUCCAGCUCCCUGAAAAAGGCGGAGGUAGCCGAGAGGAUCUUAUCCCCGGAGAGGUUCACGGGAAUCCCGGUAAUCGAGGUGCCUACGGUCGUCGUCCCUCAAAUAAGAGAACACUCUCCCUCCGAAAGAGAAGUUCCACUGCCGGGAACCGCGGGUGUCCAAAAACCGGAGGUGAAAGACGACGCUGAAUUCGUUACGGAGGAGGAGGGUAUAAUCGAGAGAAUUUUAUCCUCGGCGAACGACAACGUGCAGAAAGUACUUCGGAAGUUCAAGAGCGAGUUGGGUAGCAGGGAAAACUUGCGACGGGCCAAUUCCGGGGGGGAGAAAAAUAAUUCGGAAUCGCAAAAAAUUGGCGAAGAAUCGACGGAUCCCGCGACGGCGACGAUCGACGAUUCCCCUGCGAUAAAAUGUCUCAGGAUCCUGGAGAGGUCGCAUUCGCCACCCGAGGAUAUCAAAAAGAGACUCGCGGAAGUGAGGAGACCGAGUCUGGAAAGAUUCGAGGCUGCGGUCAUCCUGAAAGCUCCUUCCGAUAUCACCGCUCUCAGAGGUGCGAGGGUCGUCCUGAGAGCGACGUACAAAGGACAUCCGGAGCCGAGGGUCAAGUGGCUUCGAGCGGGACGGGAGCUGGUACCGGACAACAAAAUUGGGAUCACCAGCGGCGGAGGCGUAUCGUGUCUUACUUUGGACAGCAUCACAGCCGACGAUGCUGGGAAAUACAUUUUUUCAUUGGAAAACGCUCUCGGACGUGAUCUGAAGCACGCCAGCGUAGCUGUCGAAGGUCCUCCGGAUCCCCCAGCUGGCUCGCCCGCAGUUUAUCCUGGAAUUGGUACCGCGACGGUAACCUGGAGAUCACCGCCUUACGACGGAGGUUGUAUGGUCACCGGAUAUUCCGUAGAAAUGCGACGUUCGGAUGAAACGAAAUGGACGGUAGUCGCCGAGGCGUGUCACUCCUUGAGUCACACGAUAGACGGUCUUCAACCCGUCGAGGAAUACUUGUUCAGGAUCAGAGCAGAGAAUAUACACGGCGCAAGUGAACCGGGAUUGGAAACGAGGCCGGUCACGAUCGCUGAAGACGAAGAACAAUUCAAGCCGGCAUUCGAGGCGCGCGAAGUCGCCUUCGAAAAAGGACAGCUAUUCAAAGAACGUUACGAUGUUUUCGAAGAACUCGGCAAGGGUCGUUACGGCGUGGUACGAAAGGUACUGGAAAAGGCAACUGGUCAACACCUGGCAGCUAAAUUUAUUAGAACGAUAAAAGCGAAAGAUAAGGAACAAGUUCACGAAGAGGUUCGCAUAAUGAAUUUGCUCAGGCAUCCGAAACUCCUUCAACUAGCAGCUGCUUUCGAAAGUCCUCGAGAAGUCGUUAUGAUCAUGGAAUACAUAUCCGGUGGCGAACUCUUCGAAAGGGUCGUCGCCGAUGAUUUUACCCUGACGGAAAGAGACAGUAUCCUUUUUAUGAGACAGAUCUGCGAGGGGGUCGAGUACAUGCACGAAAAUAACGUCGUUCAUCUUGACUUGAAGCCCGAGAACAUCAUGUGCCACACCCGAACCUCCCACCAAAUAAAACUCAUAGACUUCGGUCUGGCUCAGAUGCUGAAGCCGGACACACCUAUCAGGGUACUUUUUGGUACCCCGGAAUUUAUUCCUCCGGAGAUAAUAAAUUACGAACCCAUCGGGACUGAGACGGACAUGUGGAGCGUUGGCGUUAUUUGUUACGUCCUACUCACCGGCCUCUCGCCUUUCAUGGGUGACAACGACGCUGAAACAUUUGCGAAUAUAACGCGCGCCGAUUACGAUUUCGAGGACGAAGCCUUCGAUGCGAUAUCCCAGGAUGCUAAGGACUUCAUAAGCGCACUGCUGGAAAAAAGAAAAGAAUUACGAAUGUCGGCUAAACAGUGCCUCGAGCAUCCUUGGAUGGCGCAACACAGCGAAAAGAUGAGUCGAGUCGCCCUACCGACUGACAAACUCAAGAAAUUUAUAAUACGAAGAAAAUGGCAGAAAACUGGAAACGCCAUUCGAGCGUUAGGGAGAAUGGCGACUCUGUCGGCAAACAGUCGUCGCAAUAGUUCGACGAACGAAUCCUCGUCACCUACGCGGAGUCUGUCGCCCCUCGUUUGCCUCGGCGAAGGAAUUUCCGCGUCGCCGAAUAUCGUCAACGACGAACCGACCUCGCUCAAUGUCACCGAAAUAGAAAGGGACUCCGUCGAAACUGACAAUGAAAUUCAAUCGGAGAUAACAAAGGAUCCCUCGACAGCGGUUAUUUCUUCCAACGACGAUGCCGAGGACGAAGAGAAGGUCGAAGAAAGCAGCGCGGAAUCGAACGUGGCGAACGAAAUCGUGGAAGAUGACGAAAAGCGGGAAAUAACGACGCCGCGUGGAUUGAGUAGCGACGAUUCCUGUCUUCAGUCAAACAAAUCCCGAGAUAAUUUGGGCGCGAAGGACCCCCGGCUUGGAAAAUCCUCCGAAUUGAUAGGCGACGAGGGAGCCGUGAGAGGUCGUUCGAACGACUACCUCGGAGUGAAUAUAGAAUUUUGCAAUCUUAGUAAAUCCGAACCGGACGAAAUCUAUUUGUCGAGUAACAAAGUGGUGGAGAUAUCGAAUUCGGAGGAAACGGGACCCGAGGAGACCUAUCCCUCCUCCAUAAUCGAACCCGAAGAGGACGAGACUCCGUCGCGGAGAAACACCGCGGAGCUAGUGAACGCCACGAUAAUCGAGGACAUUCAUGUGAACGGUUUCAAGGACGCGACCUUGAAGAGAACCAGAGCGUGCAGCGAACGGAGUGAUUCUGGUAUCAGCGAUUGUUCGAGCGCCGCGCCGUAUUCCCAAGGCGGCGAAUUGUCGAGCAUGAUCAUCACGGAGGAAGACGAAGACCCCCACGGGUCCUCAUUCGGGAUCAAACUGCGAACGACGAAGAGGACCGGUGUCGAUAUCGCCAGACCACUGUCGAAUCACGCCCACGACGAAGGUCAGGACUCGGGGUUGAUUCGUGGUCCACCCCGCGUCCACACCGGGAGCGUCAGUCGGACCGCGAGAAUGUUCGAACGAGACGAGCUGCCGGCAACGAAGGAGAUCCCGACCUCCCUGCCCCGGGUGACCCCCUCCGUACCCGGGAAACCGCACAACGACCGAAUUCAGAAAGCCUUUGCGUUUUGGAACAAGUAACAUAAGGAUAUGAAUUUUUCAAAUGGGCGUAUCGAGAGCGCAACUGUUUUUCUCAAUUCGAUUCGAUUAUUUUAUUAGCUAUACAAGGAUUUUAACUUAAAUCUGAUCUGAUUUUAUUUUUUAUCGAUGCGAUAAUUAUUUAUUUCUCUCCCGAAUCCAACUACGUCAGCUUGAUCGAUCGGCGUCAUUUUUAUCCUAUUUUUUGUGGAUCCAAUCUCGUGGAAUUGCGAUCUCGCAGUGUAUUUUAUGCAAUUGAAUUUUUCAUUGUAACGCAUAGGAAGAUAUCGAUCGUUGGUACACUCGCGACGAAUCGAAUCAAUCACGAUGACGUGAUGAUUAAUUUUAUCCUAAUCAACCCUAGAAUAUCAUAAGUAUUCAAUAAAUUAAUAAAUUAUUGUACACAAUAAAAAUUUUAAUCAAGUUGUUUCUAA
Athalia rosae (coleseed sawfly) is the source of this 5427-nucleotide messenger RNA. RefSeq names its product myosin light chain kinase, smooth muscle-like. Gene Ontology annotation, molecular function: protein kinase activity; protein binding; ATP binding. NCBI's taxonomy places the organism in Eukaryota, Metazoa, Arthropoda, Insecta, Hymenoptera, Athaliidae. Bases 44 to 4996 code for a protein of 1650 amino acids. The record is from RefSeq and is a predicted model, not a curated record. Gene Ontology annotation, biological process: protein phosphorylation. The transcript has 16 exons.